AUGCAAUUCUUAAAUAUCGCUUUAUUAGCUGCUGCUGCCGUUGUCGUCAAGGCUGAAACUACCACCGAGACCGACUUCUCUACUGAAGUAGCUACCAUCACCUCAUGUGGUCCUGAAGUUACUAACUGUCCAGCUGAAUCUUCCGUUUCAUCUGCUCCUGCUAACGUUUCCAGCUGGGAAGGUGCUGCAGUUGGUAAGGCUCAAUACGGUGUCGCAGGUGCUGCUGCUUUGGCUGCCGGUGCUUUGUUGGCUUUGUAA
Molecule: messenger RNA, 258 nt
Organism: Priceomyces carsonii
Lineage: Eukaryota; Fungi; Ascomycota; Pichiomycetes; Serinales; Debaryomycetaceae
Gene: PGA58
Product: Pga58p
Exons: 1
Coding region: 1-258 (85 amino acids)
Source: RefSeq, a predicted model, not a curated record